AUGAAGCGCGGACUGCCACUUAUUCACUUGUUAAUGACGUUUGGCCUCAUCAAUGGAUCACCUUUCCAGUACAGCAUGUUUCAGAACAACGCAUAUUCUGGCACCGAAACACGACAGAGAAAUAAAAACUGGUGCGCCUACGUAGUGCACAAGAACGUGAGCUGCGCCGUCGUGGGAGGCACGGAGAGUUUCGCGCAGCCAGAGGUUUUACCGUGUCCACCGGAGCUGCCAAACUGUGCGCAACAAGUGAUAUAUCGGACACACUUCAGGCCCACAUAUAAGAUUGCAUACAAAACUGUAACAGAGCUGGAGUGGAGGUGCUGCCCGGGGUACCAGGGCCACAACUGCAGGGAGGUGAAAGACCUAAAGCUAAUCCAAGUAGAGCGUUUGCCUCAUGCGCCCUCUGCCACUGGACAUAUUCCUGUCCCACAAGCUCCAGAACAGAGAACAGAGGGCCAGAGAAACCACCCAUGGGCAGGAGAAGGGCAGUUUGGAGGUCAGACAGGUCACAGGCCACUAAGAGGUCACGGAGGCUCUCAAAGUGCACAACACCUGGAGGAGGAGGUGCAGCGACUGUCCCAGAUGGUCCUUGACAUGCAAGCAAGAAUGACAGACAUGACCUCCAAUCUGAGACUGGAUUUCCAGGAGGACGCCAGUAAAAUGUUUGUUACGCUGCUGAAUAAUUUCAGACAGCCUGUCGGUGCACGAGGCGCAGAAACCGAAACCAUUCAGGUGCAGGACUUUCCCUUUGACCAUGAGACAACACCGAUGGACGAAGUUAUGAACAAGAUCAGCCAGGUCACAGACGAUCUAGAGUCCAAGACUAAUACCCUGGAUGAGCUGCUGAACCGUGUCAACCGUCAUGAUGGACAGAUUCGUCUGCUAAUGGAGGCUGCCCAGAAUCCACUGUCCACGCCUUCUCCUGCUCCACCAACUGGUGAUGCAGUCCUACUUGCCUAUCUGGACAAUAAGAUCCGCGCUCUGAGAGAGGAGUUGAUGGAGGGCAUGGAAAUCAAACUGGCAGACUUGAAGAACUCUUGCGAUUAUAAAAUCUUGUCAGUUCAGGAGCAGUGUGAGGGACAAGAGGCCAAUUACCUCAGCCUGGCCGAGCUCAUGGACUCAAAGGAAACUGACCUCCGUAACGAGAUCCAGGACCUGAAGACCAAGCUGGUUGAUCCAGGAAAAGAAGGCACCCAGGUAUCUGACUCUGUUCUCACUCGCAUGGAAAACAUGGAGAUGCGUCUGAACUCAUCUGAGAAGACUAUGGCGAGGCAGUGCUUCUCUGUUGAGGAGAAACUGAAGAAAGAACGGGCAGAGGCCAUCAAAGACCUGAGGAAGACCCUGGAGGACAAGCUGGCCUCCAUGGAAGAUAGACUCACCACUCUGUUGGCAGAUACAAGCACCAACUCCCAAUCUGGAGUUCAGCCAGAGAGUCCGGAUGUGCUGCAGAAGGAUGUUAACUCUCUAAAGGGAUCUGUUGAAAGUUUGGAGGAUAGACUCAAUGUCUUGGACCAGCUGUGCUCAAAGGAGCACAAGUCUAAUUCAACUGUUGUUGAAAACCUUCAGCAAGACUUCCAGACCUGCAAAACUGCUAUUGGUGCUAUGGAAACUAGUCUUAAAGCUCAGAAAGAUGCCCUUGGAGCAAUGGAGGGGCAACUCCUCAACUACAGCACUAGCAUUGAGAAUGUACACAGUGAGCUGACUUCCAUGAAAGGCCGCAGGGGCAGGUUGGGGGACUCGCUAUCAGAUGUAGUCCACCGGCACUCUCAGACUUUGCAGAGCCUUAACUCUGCCUGGGGUCAAGUUAAGUCAGGGGCUGAGCAGGAGGCCAAGGACCUUUUGGAGCUCCACAGAAGGCAGCAUCAGGAGCUGAGGCAGCAGCUGGAUGAGCUGGGCAAGGAGGUGAGAGCCGAGGCCGACGAGUGCACGAAAAAAAACGAAGACGUCGGGAAGGAGAUUGCCCACAUGGACAGCCGCAUUGUUAGUGUGGAGAAUUUAUGUGGUAAGCUGGAUCCUAUCUCCAGUAGCCUCCAGAGAAUUAAAGAGGGACUGAAUAAACACGUCACUGGGCUGUGGACUUGUGUCAACCAGCUGAAUGGCACUGUUAGAGCUCAUGCCCGAGACAUUGGAGGACUGAAGGGAACUUGUCAGAACCUCCAGAACAACAUCGCCAACGUAGCCACAGACCUUCAGGUGUUGACGGACAGCUAUUCUGGGAAGACAGGUGUUCAGGUUGCAGUGGAGGACGCAGGACUUCCCAAGGGUUCAAGUAAGAGCCUCGCAGUGCCAUUGGGCCCCAUAGAGGCCUCUAUCCCUCAGCCCCCUGUGAUGGAGACCGGAGAGGCGGGUCCCCCCGGCAAGAUGACCUCGUCCAAGUUGCCUAAGGGGACCAGCGGCAGCAUGAUGCCUGUUCAGGGCUUUGCUGGAGCUCCAGCUUCUCCGGUCAAAUCCACUGACUCCUCAGUAAAGACCAGCAUGCCGCUCAUCUCAGAUGCGAACACAACUCAGGGACCGUCACUCCAGAAACCCUCCAUGGAUUUAGGUGAGAAGGUGUCGUUCUCAGCCGGUCUGACUCUUCCACCGUUCCAAGGGGAAGUUGGGAUUAUUCGAUUCAACAAGGUGCUGAUCAAUGAUGGAGGACACUACGACCCUCAUACAGGGAUCUUCACAGCUCCCACAGAUGGCCGCUACCUGGUGAGCGCAGUGCUCGCAGCUGAGCGAGGUGAGAAGGUCGAAGCGGUCCUCUCAGUGUCCAACCGCAGCAUCCAGAGGCUGGAUUCAACAGGUUUCUUGUCUGGACCAGCAGCAGCAGCAGCAGCAGCAGCAGCAGCAGCGCCACAUGGACUAUGUAACUGCAGCAGUUCAACCUCACUGAGCCUGGUUCUCCCACUGACGCGAGGAGACCGAGCUGGACUCGUCCUGACGGCCGGAAAGCUCGCCAUCCCAGCCUCCUCCUCUGAGAUCCUGUCGUCUUUCAGCGCGGUGCUUCUUUACCCCAGCCCAUCAAAACGGUAGCUACUGACACACUCAGAGACAACUGAUACCUUAUAUAUGCAGAUUAUGGUGUGCAUUACUGUGGAUACACUAAGGCUGAUUGUGAUGUUUUAUUAUGAGGAGGAGGGACAAAUUUACCAACAACAAAAACAGGAGAAAAUCCAGAGAUU
Molecule: messenger RNA, 3164 nt
Organism: Toxotes jaculatrix (banded archerfish)
Lineage: Eukaryota; Metazoa; Chordata; Actinopteri; Toxotidae
Gene: emilin2b
Product: elastin microfibril interfacer 2b
Exons: 9
Coding region: 1-3015 (1004 amino acids)
Molecular function (GO): protein binding
Source: RefSeq, a predicted model, not a curated record